GUGCGCAGACGGAGCGCGCUGAGCGGAGGGGGGUGGUGGCCGGUCGCUUGUCCCGCGUCCGCCAUUUUGUUGCUGUGGCUAUUGGGAACGGGCUGGUCCAAACUGCCCCGGAGGCACGAAGCUCUCUGGAGUCCGGUGCUUCGUGUGACGGCGUGGGGGGUCCGUGAAGACUUGUGGGGCUGCGGAGCCGGUGCGUUCUAGGCCGGGAGUCACCGGAGCCACCCCCUCCCGGCCCCGGGACGCCAGGCAGCCAGAUAACCCCGGGGCGGCCUCCGCUGCGGCUCGGCGUCGCCCGCCCAAGGCUCUGCCCCGCAUCCCCCCGGGCCGGCUCUCUGUGUGAGGCGGCCUCGGAGCAGGCGGGCGGCGGCAGAGGAUGCUGCGGGCCCGGAGCCCAGAGAAAGGUGCUGGCCGGGCCGUGUGAGCGCGCUCCGCGGUGUGCCCAGAGGCCCUGCCUCGGCCCCAGCGCCGUCUGCCGAGCUUCCAGGCUUCCAGGGCGGGCGAGAGCAGCCGCCACCCCGCCGUCGGCCCGACACCAUGUCUUCGGCCAGGUUCGACUCCUCAGACCGCGCCUCCUGGUACAUGGGGCCGGUGUCUCGCCAGGAGGCGCAGACCCGGCUCCAGGGCCAGCGCCACGGCAUGUUCCUGGUGCGCGACUCCUCCACCUGCCCCGGGGAUUACGUGCUCUCGGUGUCGGAGAACUCGCGGGUCUCCCACUAUAUCAUCAACUCGCUGCCCAACCGCCGCUUUAAGAUCGGGGACCAGGAGUUCGACCACUUGCCGGCCCUGCUGGAGUUCUACAAGAUCCACUACCUGGACACCACCACCCUCAUCGAGCCCGCGCCCAGGUAUCCAAGCCCACAAAUGGGAUCUGUCUCGGCACCCAACCUGCCUAUAGCAGAAGAAAAUCUGGAAUAUGUACGGACUCUCUAUGAUUUUCCUGGGAAUGAUGCUGAAGACCUGCCUUUUAAAAAAGGUGAGAUCCUGGUGAUAGUAGAGAAGCCUGAAGAACAGUGGUGGAGCGCCCGGAACAAGGAUGGUCGGGUCGGGAUGAUCCCUGUUCCUUAUGUUGAAAAGCUCGUGAGAUCCUCGCCACACGGAAAGCACGGAAAUAGGAAUUCCAAUAGCUAUGGGAUCCCAGAACCUGCUCAUGCGUAUGCUCAACCUCAGACCACAACUCCUCUACCUGCAGUUUCCAGUACUCCUGGGGCAGCCAUCAACCCCUUGCCAUCCACACAGAAUGGACCUGUCUUUGCGAAAGCAAUCCAGAAAAGAGUGCCCUGUGCUUACGACAAGACAGCCUUGGCAUUAGAGGUUGGUGACAUUGUGAAAGUCACGAGGAUGAAUAUAAACGGCCAGUGGGAAGGCGAGGUGAACGGGCGCAAGGGGCUUUUCCCCUUUACGCAUGUCAAAAUCAUUGACCCUCAAAACCCGGAUGAAAACGAGUGAUUACUGUCGCCCUGGCUCCUGCUGCUUCGUUGUUCUGCGUGUCAUAGUCUCCUUUGAAGUGGGAAAGUGUUCUCUCUCAUAGGCAGGUCACGCUGCGUUGCCGACACCCAGCUCUGCAGACUGGCCGUCUCAUGCACAUUUGGAAUGCACACAGCGGCUGCCUCCUGGCAUUUGUAUCAUAGUCGUCUUGUCAAAGAGUAGCCGAUUUUAGAGUUCUUUUGGAUCACAAACUGGAAGUACUGGUGGAAGCACACGAGUGGAGAGAAGCUGGCGGGAGAGGGUCUUCUCAUCACUGCCCUGUAUGUCCUUGAGACUGGUUCCGGCGUGCUCGCCCGGGAAGGCGCGGGGCCACAGCGAGAUACUGCAUGUCGCCACUCUGCAGAGUGGUGGCACCGCUGCCGUCUUGGUUUUCUCUAGACAACAGAGGAUGUGAACCUUAAAGGAGGAGAGAAUUCUGUCCUUAACCCCACCCUACUCCCCAGUCUGGCUUUGUUUUGUUUUCUUUUGGUUUGGUUUGGUUUUGGAAGACUUAAUUAAUUAGACUUGUGUGUUCUGAACAGAUUUUUAAGUAGCAGGUUGGAUUUUUGUGGAAGUCCAAGGAGUAACGUGUGCCUCUGAGCUUCAGAACUGAAGCUGCUGUAGCUAAAGGAUUAUGAAAAGAGCACUCGGGAAGUAGAGGCCCGUGGUCUUGGUCGCCGUGUAGCAAACACGCACACACAUGAGCAGUCGUGCAUGCCAGGCUGUGUGCCAGCCUCUUGGAUUACUUCGUCCCCAAAAGCAUCCGCGUGGGGGUGCUUGAGGAAACCUUUGCUUACCUUGUUUGUUGGUGACAGGAACAGGGAGGGGGUGGGACACUUGGCCAGUUUUCUGUCCAGCAGCUCAAUGAGUGCCCCCAUUUAAGGUAUAGGACUCAGAAUUUCUUUAGAAAGUGAGGUUAUUCAUAGAAUCCUUGGACUCAUUGAUGAGUCCUUCGUUGAAUCCUACUCACUGAAGCUCAGUCCUCCCUGCCCCAGCCCAGCCUCAGCAGGCUCCAGAGGAAGAUGGUACUGCUGCUGCUGGUCCCAGGUCCACGUGUCUGAGACGCUCCCAAGCAAAGGGAACACACUCUCUGGGGAAACUGGUUGGUGCGUUUGACGUCUCGUGUUUUUGUGGAGAACCGUGAACCAUUGAUGAGUUUGUUGAUGUAGAGCAUUUCCCUACUAGCUGAGAGAGGCCUGUUCCUAGAAGCCGGCUGGUGCCAACAUAUGACCGACCCCUCACCUGCACGGACCAGGCCAGAAUCCUGGAGUCUUUAUGCAGUUGCCCAUCCUUCCUUCUGGACACUGGUGAAGACAGGCCUCAGCCCAGAGCAAAUACAGCAGACCUAGAAAUGUAGCAGCAACUUAAUGUGCGGCUCAGCAUUUACCAAGGGUCCGCUCUAACACGACCCUGUCUCUGUACGUUCUUAGGGUUUGAGGUUUAGAGCAAUAUAGUCUGGUGACAGAAUCCCAGCACAGCCAUUGUGCAUUGUUUUCAAUCAGUAGUGCAUCAGGCAGAUAGCUGCCACGUUACAGAAUCUUGGAAGUGUUCCUAUGAUGAGAUUGAUGAUCAGUUGAGAAAAAUAAUCAUCAUUGCUGCCUACCCAUCUGUGGUUUUCCUGGAAGACGCUUAGAGAGGAGGAGCUCACCCUGACUGGUGAGAGCCGUGGCUGCCUCCUGCUCUGAAGUCUGCGCUUGCACUUGACCUCUCUGGUUGGUCUGGGAAGGUUUGCUCAGUGGGCUUUGUACCGAGUCAGGCCGGCUCAGCCCACAUGAUAGUCUCCAAACCGCCCAGAAGCAGCGCUGGCCUUCUGACCGGUGACCCACUUGGCCCUAGCCUGUCGUCGCCACGCCUGGGCUGAGUGUCCAGCAGGAGGUGGGGUAUGUGCCUUGUUGAAGGAGGGCAAACCUAAGGCCUCUUCAACCAGGUGCGGCUGGGAGGCUUGACAGCUUUUGGUCGUGGCAGCUGACUGAGAGCGCAAGGAGUGUGGCUGUUUGGGAAAGCAUUGUUUCCCUUCCCACAACUGCAAGACGCGUCCAGAGUGGAGGGCCUCAGAGUCACAGCACCCCCUAGCCUCGGGUUCAGGGUCAGCGAGUCCCCUCCUGCUUCAGCCCAUGGAGGUGUCUUCAGAACUCAAAGGAAGGUGAGCCUGUGGUUCUGAACCCAAGAUAACGUGCCAAAACUAGUAACUUUUUUUUUUUUAACCUAGAACCUUUAACAGUUUUGUAAUCAGGCCGGGGGAUUCUCUUUCACAGUAAGUAUGAGACGCAGCACCUGUCUCGGCUUCGGGCCUGGGCUCCUAGUGAUGGGGAAGGCGUUGGUGCUCUGUGGGGCCCACAGAUCUGACUGGGGGGGUGGGGGGCGGGGUUCCUCGGAGGAUUAGUCCUUACUGCUACCUGCUGUGUGCUGCCCUGUAUAAGAAAGAAAACAGUUGGAUGCUAAAUUAACUCGCUGUGGCUUCUCACCUGGGAAGGACGUCCCCCUGAAGACUUGUCUAGCCUGGGGGCAUUGGGUUGUCACUUCUGUGCCACCUGCUAACAGAGAGGAGGAUGCGUUGAGCAAACGACUCGGCCCCCCAGCCUGGACGGCUUCUGUGCUCGUGAUUGGACGUGGCAAGGCGGGAAGGAUGGCUGUGCGCUCCCCGGCGCCUCGCACCCGGCUCCACGCUGGCUUCCUCACAGCUGUUUACAGACCAAGGACGGCCACUGCUCUCGCCAUGUUUGCUCAGAGGGAUAUGAGCAUUUUAUUUUUGAAAAGGGAUGAUGUGUGUUUCUUUUUUUGUGCCAGGCGUUUAUAAUUUAAUCCUUUAAUAUUAUGUCCAUUAACCUCUUAAAAUCAGUGAAUUCUUGAUUGUUUUAACACAGUCCCUAAGACUAAUGCUUUCCGUGGACACUGAGCCCCGCCUCAGGCGCCACGCUCUGGGACCGGAGAGCCACGUUCCUGGCGACUGCUGUCCUCGCAGACACUGAGCUGGCUGUGCCUCUGGAGGAGGAAGACAGUCCUGAGACGGGAUUGUUGUCCCUGCGGGAGGAACAGUGGCCUUGCUUCUAGACGGUCUUCACUGUGUGUUUGCAAACAACGACGACAAUGUAAAACUCUUUUGACCUGUAACUUAAAGAUCAUAAACUUCAGGCAAUAAUAUUUUCUGUGUAAGCUUUUAAAAUUAUUUUUGGGGGAUCAUAGCUUGUUUUAUUUUGUGCUAUAAAAUUAACAGUAUUAAAUGACUUAUAUUCUUAGAAUACAUCGAGUGUCUUUUCUUAACAGAUUUGUGCCUUUUUAUUUUUGUAUUCCAUUUUACGUUACUGGUCCCAGCAUCAGAACCCUUGUUUCCGUGGCCUGUUUGUACAUUGUCUCAAUAAAACUUGCAUCAGCCGGUGGUGGCGGCA
Molecule: messenger RNA, 4850 nt
Organism: Oryctolagus cuniculus (rabbit)
Lineage: Eukaryota; Metazoa; Chordata; Mammalia; Lagomorpha; Leporidae
Gene: CRKL
Product: CRK like proto-oncogene, adaptor protein
Biological process (GO): enzyme-linked receptor protein signaling pathway; cell migration; positive regulation of ERK1 and ERK2 cascade
Cellular component (GO): cytoplasm
Molecular function (GO): signaling adaptor activity; receptor tyrosine kinase binding
Source: RefSeq, a predicted model, not a curated record